GAAACAUUGCUUCAGCCGUUCCUUCAAGACAGCUGUAAGUGGAAAAGAAAGCUAGAUGAGCUCGUGUGUGCUUGAUGAGGAGAACUUCCAUCGCUGCUGUCAGCUCCUGCUGCAGAAGUCGCAGCAGCUGGGAGACAGCUGGAGCUGGGAGGCAGUCCGGGGUUCAGAUGAGGGCUACCUGAGGAAGACUGCUCUCAGGUCAGUCGUCAUUGACUCAACCCCAGUGUGGGACCAGGAAGGAUCAGAUACAGAGCCACUCACUUCCUAUCACCCCUGGCCUGACAAGCAGAGGCAAGAAACAGAACAGUCUGUUCCUGUUGCCUCAGCCGAUGUUGACAGCAUCAGCGGUGACAUAGAUGAUGAUGAUGACGAUAACGGGGGCUGUCCGGUGUCUGAAGGCAGCAGCCAGGUGCUGCAGUACGAGUAUCACAUCCUGCACUCCUGCAGCUAUGGUACUCCUGUGCUGUAUUUCAGAGCCUCCACUCAGGAGGGGAGGAGCCUGUCAUUAGAGGAGAUGUGGAGCUCUGUUCAUCCAAACUUCAGGCUUCGGCUUCAGAGCAGUCCUUUGAAUACAAUCACUCUGCAGGAGCAUCCCCUGCUGGGUCAGCCAUUCUUUAUGCUACACCCCUGUAGAACAGAGGAGUUCAUGCGGCCCGUGCUGCAGGCGGCUCAGGAACAGCACAAGGCAGUGAACUACGUGUUGUCGUGGCUCAGUGUGGUGGGUCCUGUGGUAGGUCUGGAUGUUCCUCUGCAGUACUCCACCCAGCUCUGUCCUGCAGCGUCACCCAGCAGCACCAAACCAGACUGAGGCUGCACCUGCUCUGCUUCUCCCUCUCUGUCAGCAUCACUGUGGAGUCUCUCUCUACAGAGGCUGGAUUAUCAGCUGGGAAAAGUGGGCAAUAGACAGCUGCUUUUGAGGGGUCACAGUUAAGGGCUCGUUAGAUACUGAGAAAGACCGAACAAAUUGCUAAUAUAGUGAAAAAAAAAUUCUGUCCAUGUUGGGAUUUAUAUAAUGGUUGCAUAGACCACAGCUGCUGUCUUGUUUGUUGUUGUGUGAAACUUUUGACUCUGCCCUCUAGUGCCAUCUGUUGGCCGUGUCAAUGCCAACAUGACGGAUGCAUGGAAGUAUGAAGACAGUGAUGUUUACAACCGUUGAAAUGGACAUAUCUAUUUUCAUACAUAAAGGGAGUAUAAAUAAACCUUGACAAGUGACUAACAACUGAGGUGACAAAGUAACUCAAUGGUGACUUGUAGUUUCACACCCAACACAAACACGCGUCACCUGGCUCAGAGUCCUGUGCUUGUUGGACCCAUCCACCUUUCCUCCCAUUCAAAGUGGAUUUUCUUGCUCUUUAUACUGUACCCUCUGAAUAUUUAAUAAUGAUGCACAUGGGUUUACAAUGGAGUUGGUUGAAAGCCUGGUGCAUCUCAUACAGACGCUAAAGGGUGUCCCCUGGUGUUACUGCCCAAGCACUGUAUUUUGAUGCCCUGGGAGUGAGACCAGGCUGUAUAGAGUACUCUAGGGACAAAGUUUUUCUGUAGGCCGACAUGGAAGUUAGUGUCGCCCUGGUUCACUCUUCAAAAAGCCAGUGGGGUUUUUCCAUUGGAUUUUGGAUUACUGCAGAAAACUAAGCUCUUUAUAGAUUUUGUUCAGCAAGAUUAUCGUCACAAAUGAACAGCACUUUAUGAUUUUUGAAGCCUAAAUGCAAUCGCAAUUAGUAAAAAACUAACAUGAGGCUAUAAACAAACUACACCAAAACCAGUCUGUAAGGCCAUGUUUGGUGUGAUGAUGUUCUAUAGUCUCAUUUAGCCACUUGUUAGCAACCGCCUUUUUUAAGACACAUAAAAGCUACAGAAUUCAUGACUGGGGUAUUUACUGACAUAUUUAAUGUCGCAGAACAAAACAUGACAAUCUCUUAAGCUUGUAUUAACCACAGACCUUAUUUCAGGCAUCUAACCAAAAGCCCAUUGACUUACAGACGGGGGGGCUGAGAGUGCUACGAUGCUAACUAAUUUUGGGGUUUUAGGAGUCAUUCCUGGGACACUUUAUAGCUGAUAUUUCUAAGGUUUCUCUGGAAACAGCUGCAGUGAGAUGAUGAUGCAUUUAUCCAACACUCCAGAGUUUGACUGUAAUGACAUGUUUCUGAAAUAACCUCUUGAAAAUAAACUAAUGAUCUUUA
Molecule: messenger RNA, 2180 nt
Organism: Epinephelus lanceolatus (giant grouper)
Lineage: Eukaryota; Metazoa; Chordata; Actinopteri; Perciformes; Serranidae
Gene: atg10
Product: ATG10 autophagy related 10 homolog (S. cerevisiae)
Biological process (GO): autophagy of mitochondrion; protein lipidation; protein modification by small protein conjugation
Cellular component (GO): cytosol
Molecular function (GO): Atg12 conjugating enzyme activity
Source: RefSeq, a predicted model, not a curated record